AUGUCGGAGGUGGGAGACGCCGAAGCACCAACAGCACCCUUACUGGCGACGGUGCCUGACGCCCACUCUGGACCCAAGUCCUUCCCCCUUGAUCUCGGAAACGAUGGGGUGGAGGACAUCACCCUGGAGAGGACCACCAGCCACCACAGCGCCGACGCCGCCGGCAAUGGCUGGAAGGCCACCACCUUCAUCCUCCUCACAGACAUGUUUGGCUUGGGCGCCCUGGCCAUUCCCUCCGUCUUCGCCCACCUGGGCUGGCUGGCGGCCGGCGUCGCGCUGCUGGCCCUGGGCUUGGCCAUGCUCUUCUCCGGCUCCCUCUUCACGCGCCUGGCCGCCGCCCACCCCGACGUCUCGGUCUACCACCGCCUGGCGGGCGCGGCCUACGGGCGGCGCGGGCGCUGGCUGGUGUUUGGCACCGUCUACACGCUCAUCCUCCUCUCCCCCGCCGUCAUCCAUCUCACCUCCGCCGAGGCGCUGGGGGUGCGCAGCAUGGAGGACGUGGGCUGGGUGUCGGUGGUCGGCACCGGGACCAUGCUGGCCGCGGUGGCGGUCACGCUGGGCAAGCUGCUCCUGGAGCCGCUGCCGGAGCGGGCGGCGGCGGCCACCCACUGGCUGCCCCCAGCCUCCACCACGCCGCGACUGGCACUGGUAGCCCUGCUGGACGUCGUGUUUGCCUACGGUGGCCAGCAGGCAAGGACUUGGCUUGGUGUGAACUGGUUUCGGUAUGCCUCGACCAUGCGCAAGCGGUCCAACUUCCUCCUGGUCACGCGGGUGGGGGCCGUGACCAUGACGGCCUUCUACCUCCUCCUGGGAUGUACGGGCUACUGGAGCCUGGGGUCGGCCUACGACCUCAGCAAGCCCAUCACAUCGGUGCUGCCCCAGGACGGCUGGACGGUGCUCACCAACGCCAUGCUGCUCAUCCACUGCCUCGUGGCGUACCAGAUUAACAUCAACGUGCUGACGCACCUGGUACUGACAGUGGUCGCCAAGCACCGUGCACCCGCCCGCAGCUGGCAGGGCUGGGGCGCCUGGACCCUGGUCAGCGGCGUCGGCGUUUUGGCCAGCUGGGCCCUGGCCUCCGGCAUCCCCUUCUUCUCCCUGGUCAUCGCACUGGUGGCGGCUGUGGGCGACGUGGCUGCGGGCUACCUCAUCCCCGCCCUCCUCGCACUCCGCCUGCUGCCGCUGGGCCGCGCCGAGCGCUGGCUCUGCCGCGCGCUGGUGCCCCUGUCCGUCGCCCUGUCUGCCGCGGGCAUCUUCUCCGCGGUCCGCGAGAUUGUGCACGACUCCGCGGCAGCACCCUGA
Messenger RNA from Auxenochlorella protothecoides, 1302 nucleotides. RefSeq lists its product as hypothetical. Gene Ontology annotation, biological process: amino acid transmembrane transport. Gene Ontology annotation, molecular function: amino acid transmembrane transporter activity. The record is from RefSeq and is a predicted model, not a curated record. The transcript has 7 exons. NCBI's taxonomy places the organism in Eukaryota, Viridiplantae, Chlorophyta, Trebouxiophyceae, Chlorellales, Chlorellaceae. The coding region runs from base 1 to 1302 and encodes 433 amino acids.